AGGCGAUCGACUAGCUACUACUGUCAGGCCAAUAUUUUGCAAAUCAUUUGCAAGGAUCUGAGUUACACCUACCCAGCCGUUUCGGGAGAUGGAGGAUUCGACUCUGUUCAUGCAGUGGGCCAUGAACACGCUGCAGGACGAGCAACCGGCGGCCGCCGUUGACGACGACUGCGGCGAGGCAACCUUCCCCUCGCUCCAAGCGCUCCGCGAGGCCUCACACGCAGCCGAAAUGGUCCAGGAGCUGAUCGCGGAAGCCCGUCCGACAAACAGCUGGAGCUCCGGCGAUGGCGACACAACCGACGGCAGCAGCGUCGGCAAUAACUCGGCCCCCGCGGCAACGACGCACGAUAUCUGGCCCGCGUCGCCGAACACGGCCACGCGCGCGCCAAACAGAAGCAGCAGCGGCACGAACCUUCCCAUGAGCUGGAACUUCGGCGCCGCCUCGGUGCAGCCUGGCAGCGACGACAUGGUGGCGGAGGCCGCCGCCACCAUGUCGUCGCUGCCAGGCUGCCCCGCCACACGAGGUCUGCCGGACCUGGUCUACGGAUCUCCGCCGACGAGGAGAGCCGGCUUAAAGAGGGCGGCAUCCAUGUCGGUGCCGUACGCUCAAGACCACAUAAUCGCGGAGCGGAAGCGGCGGGAGAAGAUCAACCAGCGCUUCAUCGAGCUCUCCACCGUCAUUCCCGGCCUCAAGAAGAUGGACAAGGCGACAAUCCUUUCUGACGCGACGAAGUACAUAAAGGAGCUCCAAGAAAAGCUCAAAGAUAUGGAGGCCGGCGGCAGCAACGGCAGGAGCAUCGAGAACAAGGUGUUCGCCAAGAGGCCAUGCCUCCACGCCGCGGCCGCGCCAGACGACGAUGGCUCCCCGUUGUCGGCGUCGUCAGGCACGCCAGCGUCGAGGAAACAGCUGCCGGAGAUAGAGGCCCGGUUCUCGGAGAAGAGCGUGAUGGUGAGGAUCCACGGUGAGAACGGCAAGGGGGUGGCCGUGAAGGUGCUCGCCGAGGUCGAGGAGCUCCACCUCAGCAUCAUCAACGCCAAUGUCAUGCCGUUCACGGCUUGCACUCUGAUGAUAACCAUCACGGCAAAGGCAAGUUCUUUUUACCGUUUUGACUGA
Molecule: messenger RNA, 1114 nt
Organism: Phragmites australis (common reed)
Lineage: Eukaryota; Viridiplantae; Streptophyta; Magnoliopsida; Poales; Poaceae
Product: transcription factor bHLH18-like
Exons: 3
Coding region: 89-1114 (341 amino acids)
Molecular function (GO): protein dimerization activity
Source: RefSeq, a predicted model, not a curated record